This is a messenger RNA of Chanos chanos (milkfish), 1455 nucleotides long. RefSeq names its product polymeric immunoglobulin receptor-like. Bases 1 to 1455 code for a protein of 484 amino acids. Gene Ontology annotation, cellular component: plasma membrane. The transcript is spliced from 9 exons. The record is from RefSeq and is a predicted model, not a curated record. Lineage: Eukaryota; Metazoa; Chordata; Actinopteri; Gonorynchiformes; Chanidae. Gene Ontology annotation, molecular function: transmembrane signaling receptor activity.
AUGUCCCCCCAGUCACUGCGUGCACAUGUAGGAGAAACAAUUAAUGUGACUUGCCCAGCCCGUAAUUCUGGGCCGGGAACCAGAAAGUUUGUCUGUAAGAAACCAUGCGGUGGGAAUGACGUCAGCAUCAAGUCUGAUCAGCCAUCGCAUGGGAGAUACACAGUGGAGAACUCAGAAACAGGACAGUUCAUUGUGACCAUCAGUAAACUGCAGAAGUCAGAUGCUGGGACAUACCGGUGUGGAGUGGGCGGCUUUAUGUAUCAUGACGUGGAUGUCACAGUUGUGGGCGAUGAUGAAAUUACCACUUCUGUUUUGAAGACGACUACUCAGCCCGCUGUGACAGAUCAUACAGGUGAGAGGUUUGUGAUGUCCCCCCAGUCACUGCGUGCACAUGUAGGAGAAACAAUUAAUGUGACUUGCCCAGCCCGUAAUUCUGGGCCGGGAACCAGAAAGUUUGUCUGUAAGAAACCAUGCGGUGGGAAUGACGUCAGCAUCAAGUCUGAUCAGCCAUCGCAUGGGAGAUACACAGUGGAGAACUCAGAAACAGGACAGUUCAUUGUGACCAUCAGUAAACUGCAGAAGUCAGAUGCUGGGACAUACCGGUGUGGAGUGGGCGGCUUUAUGUAUCAUGACGUGGAUGUCACAGUUGUGGGCGAUGAUGAAAUUACCACUUCUGUUUUGAAGACGACUACUCAGCCCGCUGUGACAGAUCAUACAGGUGAGAGGUUUGUGAUGUCCCCCCAGUCACUGCGUGCACAUGUAGGAGAAACAAUUAAUGUGACUUGCCCAGCCCGUAAUUCUGGGCCGGGAACCAGAAAGUUUGUCUGUAAGAAACCAUGCGGUGGGAAUGACGUCAGCAUCAAGUCUGAUCAGCCAUCGCAUGGGAGAUACACAGUGGAGAACUCAGAAACAGGACAGUUCAUUGUGACCAUCAGUAAACUGCAGAAGUCAGAUGCUGGGACAUACCGGUGUGGAGUGGGCGGCUUUAUGUAUCAUGACGUGGAUGUCACAGUUGUGGGCGAUGAUGAAAUUACCACUUCUGUUUUGAAGACGACUACUCAGCCCGCUGUGACAGAUCAUACAGGUGAGAGGUUUGUGAUGUCCCCCCAGUCACUGCGUGCACAUGUAGGAGAAACAAUUAAUGUGACUUGCCCAGCCCGUAAUUCUGGGCCGGGAACCAGAAAGUUUGUCUGUAAGAAACCAUGCGGUGGGAAUGACGUCAGCAUCAAGUCUGAUCAGCCAUCGCAUGGGAGAUACACAGUGGAGAACUCAGAAACAGGACAGUUCAUUGUGACCAUCAGUAAACUGCAGAAGUCAGAUGCUGGGACAUACCGGUGUGGAGUGGGCGGCUUUAUGUAUCAUGACGUGGAUGUCACAGUUGUGGGCGAUGAUGAAAUUACCACUUCUGUUUUGAAGACGACUACUCAGCCCGCUGUGACAGAUCAUAGAGAAUGA